Messenger RNA from Zonotrichia albicollis (white-throated sparrow), 1438 nucleotides. Its product is annotated as store-operated calcium entry regulator STIMATE-like. The record is from RefSeq and is a predicted model, not a curated record. Lineage: Eukaryota; Metazoa; Chordata; Aves; Passeriformes; Passerellidae. Gene Ontology annotation, cellular component: membrane.
GGCCGCCUUUGUGCGGCUCGGGGCUGUCCCGUCCCCAUUCCCGUCCCCGUUCCCGCUCCGUCCCGGGCUCUCCCGCACCUCUCCGCACUUUCCCGUCCCUCGGCAUCCCCAUGGCCGCCCCCCGGCCGGCGCACGGCUGCGGCAGCGGAGCGCUGCUGGGGCGCUUCGGGGUGCUGCUGCAGGCGCUGCUGGCUCUCUGCGCCUUCAGCACCCUCAUGCUGAAACGAUUUAAAGAGCCAAAGGCAGAGCGGCGUCCCUGGAGGAUAUGGUUCUAUGAUACCUCCAAGCAAGCCAUAGGUGCCCUCUUCAUCCACUUUGCCAAUGUUUUUCUGUCUGAUCUCACUGAGGAGGACCCUUGUUCUCUCUACCUUAUUAAUUUCAUCCUGGAUGCCACGCUGGGGAUGCUGCUGAUCUGGCUGGGUGUGAAAGUUGUCUCCUGGAUUGUUCAGCACAAGAAAUACACAUACCUGGUCUUUGGGGAGUAUGGUGACCCUCCACAAGCUGCUGCCUGGAUUGGCCAGUGUAUCCUCUACUUGCUGAUAAUGGUUUUUGAGAAGACUGUGAUUAGCCUUGUCCUGCUUAUCCCUGGUUGGACAAAGCUUCAGCAGAUCCUGCUGGGUUACAUCCCAAGCCCUCAGCUGGAGCUGGUCCUGGUGAUGUUUGUUGUGCCUUUCAUAGUCAAUGCCAUUAUGUUCUGGGUUGUGGACAGCUUGAUCAUGAGGAAAUACAAGCAGAAGGAUGCCCUAGACAUCAAUGGAUCCACAGAAACCCCUCGGGCCAGGAGGACUGAGGAAUCUCAGGUAUUGCUCUCUCCAGACAUGGAUUUUGAUCAGUCUGAAAGCGACCAGGACAUUCCAGGGCUCUGGGGAACCAGCCAGAAGAUGAAGCAGCCCAGCUACCAAGUGGUCAUCUGACACAACAACAGGACAAGGGAAUGGAGGAAGGAGCAGCACUGUGAUCCUUGGGCUGGCCAAGGAAGGGCAGGGUGGGGAAAAACGGGUGUCCCUUGUGGAUCUGCAGAGAUCCUUUUGCCUGCCUCAUCUUGGAUCUAUCCUGCAAUUGUGGAUGCUGUCUGUGCAUCCUGGACAGGCUUGAGCAGUAUCUGCUUUACCUGUCUGCCCCACAUGCAGACACGUUGAGGUUGGGGAUACAGGGAUGGAUUUUCCCUGGCUGGACAACUGGGUGUGACUUUUUUUCCUUUUGUCAGGGCUAGAGACUGAGAUGAAAAUAUUGUCUGGUUUUUUAAUAGAAAAAGAAAGAAAAAAAGAGGUUCUAUUCUGUAGUACCUGAACUGUGACACUUUUAUAUGCACAAUGCUCAAAAGAAUUGGUUUGCAAUAUGUAUUUAAAUGUCUUGAAUUGGGAAGCUUGUCCCAGUGGAUCUGAUUCUUUUUACUGUUUUAUAAGGAAUCCAAUAAAUCUUUGAGCUAAAAUUGCUU